GUUGUCAUUGCAUGUCCAGAACCUUAUGCAUCAUCGAUGUUAUGCAACAAACAAGCUUAUCUAGAUAAAUGAUAUAUCCCAUUACCUAAGAUAAGAGCGCAAGGUUGAUUGAUAAACAUUCCCGACAUCAUCCAUCAUCCAUCACCUCAACAAACCGAAGCCUCGCCUCUCUACCUGUUCCACAUUCAGCCUCGCCACCACUGUCAAGAAACGCAUUUACCGCCCCCCUUUCAAUACGCCCCUCGAUAAUAUUAAGCAUCAUCCAAUCUACACCGAACGAACUUACACACCUAUUCACAUCACAAGCCAUGGCCGCACCCUCCAACAAGCCCGGCGACAAGCCCGCCGCCGAAGCCUCCAAGGAGCAGCCCCCGGCGCAGCAGAAGCCAGCUGCCGCGCUAGAAGAGGACGACGAGUUUGAGGACUUCCCCGUAGAAGAAACAGACUGGCCCGCAGAGGAGACCGAAGCAGCAGCGACGGCCGUGACGGGAGGCAACGGCACUACGACACAGCACCUGUGGGAGGAGAGCUGGGACGACGAUGACACUUCCGACGACUUUUCCGCGCAACUGAGAGAGGAACUCAAGAAAGUCGAAGCCUCGAAGCGAAGAUGAGACCGUAUUUACGGAUUAGGCGUUUUCCAGCACGAUGAUCAAGCAAUCAAGCAAGCAGGACUAGUAGCAUUGGGGUCAGGCCAUGACUAGAAAACCGAAAUGCAUUGUAUCUAUUCUCCAACGCUCUACAUUAUUUCGCCAGGUGUAGAGCAAACGAGCAAGGCUUUGAUUAAUAGAUUAGCAGACGUAGAGCUGCCAAGUAUGACACACUACAUAGAGACAUCCUUGCCUUCGUUGAUUCAAAACUUCUUUAUCCCUUAUUAGUCCAGAUCAAAAUCGAUAUUAUUUUCAA
This is a messenger RNA of Daldinia decipiens, 906 nucleotides long. Its product is annotated as DSS1/SEM1 family-domain-containing protein. NCBI's taxonomy places the organism in Eukaryota, Fungi, Ascomycota, Sordariomycetes, Xylariales, Hypoxylaceae. Gene Ontology annotation, cellular component: proteasome regulatory particle, lid subcomplex; proteasome complex. The record is from RefSeq and is a predicted model, not a curated record. The coding region runs from base 309 to 614 and encodes 101 amino acids. The transcript has 3 exons. Gene Ontology annotation, biological process: double-strand break repair via homologous recombination; proteasome assembly; mRNA export from nucleus.